This is a messenger RNA of Nilaparvata lugens (brown planthopper), 3450 nucleotides long. Its product is annotated as AP-3 complex subunit sigma-2-like. Gene Ontology annotation, biological process: Golgi to vacuole transport; intracellular protein transport. Gene Ontology annotation, cellular component: membrane coat; AP-3 adaptor complex; intracellular membrane-bounded organelle. The record is from RefSeq and is a predicted model, not a curated record. NCBI's taxonomy places the organism in Eukaryota, Metazoa, Arthropoda, Insecta, Hemiptera, Delphacidae. The transcript is spliced from 5 exons. The coding region runs from base 235 to 804 and encodes 189 amino acids.
GGAAAGAUUGGAAACACGUAAUGAAAUAAAUUGUAACCUAAAUUUCACGUUCUUGGUUAUGUUUGUUAAAUUUCUAAUUUUUCCAAUUCAAUAAAAUUUUGAAGCAAUUUUUCCUCAAUUUAUACUUUUUAUCAAGUCAGAUAUAAUAAAUAGUAUGGUUUUUUGUGCUAAAUUCAGCUGAAACAAGAGAUAAUUUUCUAGUGUUUACAAGCAUAUGAACUGAUAGAUUGAACUAUGAUUAAAGCAAUUUUAGUGUUCAAUAAUCAUGGAAAACCAAGAUUAUCUAAAUUUUACAAGUAUUUUAACGAGGAUAUGCAACAGCAGAUAAUAAAGGAAACCUUCCAACUAGUGUCUAAAAGAGAUGACAAUGUCUGCAAUUUUCUAGAAGGUGGAAGUUUGAUCGGCGGCUCGGACUACAAACUAAUCUACCGACAUUACGCCACUCUAUACUUUGUGUUCUGUGUCGACUCAUCAGAAUCUGAAUUAGGCAUAUUAGAUCUUAUUCAGGUUUUCGUAGAAACUCUGGACAAGUGCUUCGAGAAUGUAUGCGAACUGGAUCUUAUUUUUCACGUUGAUAAAGUGCAUUAUAUUCUCAAUGAGCUAGUAAUGGGCGGAAUGGUUCUGGAGACGAAUAUGACUGAAAUACUCUCCCGAAUCGAAGAUCAAAAUAAGUUGGAAAAACAAGAGUCGGGCCUAGCGGCAGCCCGUGCCGUGUCGGCUGUGAAAAGCAUGAACCUACCGCAGCAGCUGAAGGACAUGAAACUGCCCGACCUGCCUCAGGCCAUCAAGGAGUUCAAAUUCUGACGCCAGACAUCCGAGACCCAAACCAUGCUAGCCAACCACCAGUGGGCACACUACACCUCGUGAUAGUUCCCACAAUCCACAAACACUCCUCAAAACAACCAAUGUAGUUAAGAAACAAUCAACUGAACAUGAUAGUUGACAGUUUGCACUCCAGGAUCGUUGACUGUAUUUUAUCCACAAUACUGAGUUGAGAAACCUGUUACGUAUGAAAUCAACUAGUUUAGAAACAAGCAACUUCAAUUGAACAAAGUCUAUAGAAAGAGUUCUAGACACCAAUGUAAGAGAGCGGUCAUAUUGAUGCUAUUUUGGCAGCACUUUUCAAAAUUUAAUUUCAACUCUUGAGUAAAAUAGAUAGCUUCAAUAUGGCCGUUUUGCAAUGCAUCAUUACAUGGUGUCUUGACCUCUUAUUAUAGACCUUGGAAUUGAACAAGAUAGUUCGCAGUUUGCACACCUUGAUUGCUGGCUGCAUUUUUCCCACAAUUGAGUUGAAAAACAGACCUUUUGUGUUUGAAAUCAACUAGUUUAGAUCAAUCAAAUUGAACAAGAUAGUUCACAGUUUGCACACCAGGAUCGCUGACUAUAUGUUUUCCAUAAUAUUCUCCAUGUUCACAACAUUUUUUUCAAACUUGCUAGCUCUGAUAUUAGGCCUACUGACUGUUCUUUUUUCGGGGACAUUCAAUUUGAUUACACAAGUAAUAUCGAUAGUAUCAAAUUUCAGUAUCGGUUCUUGAUGCAACCUUACUAGCCUAACUCUAUACUAUAAAUAAUUCAAUAUGCAUUCAAUCAUUAAGGUUUCACAAAUUUGAGAAAAUGACACAUGCUCAAACCCUUAAAAGUUCCAUUUCCACUUCAUACAAAAGUCCAAAUGUAACUAGGUAUCGAUAUAAGUGAUCUCUGGUGCACUCAAAGUGAAUUCUACCCCUUUUUUUACAAUUUUCUUCAGUUCAGAAACAAUCCUAUUGAGUUUAGAAAUCAUCAGCUUGAAUUAGAUGAUUCUAAUCACACUAAAAAGUGGUAUUAAAUAGACAUGAUAGUUGAUCAUUUGAACACCAGAGUCAUUUAAUCUUUCUUUGGUGACUAUAGAGACAAUGUGGACAACGAGCCGUCAACCACUAUAUUACUAAUAAAAAGCGACAUCAAUCUGUAUUAUUUUAUAUGAGCAUCGAAAUUUUGUUAAAUUUAUCUCAAGUAGAGAUAUUUUUUCAAGCCUUUAUUAAUACUCAUGUAUCAACAUAGAGAAAAAAUAGAGAACGUUUUCAUUUCACGUUGUUUGGGGUAUUUAGUGAUGGUAAUUUUUCCCCAAAAUGGCGGCUGACUGCUCGUGUCCACACUGUCAUUCAUUCACUCACUAUCAUUCAUAUUUCUUCAGUCACAUUUCUUCAGAAUCCUUGUGUUGAAAACCCGUCCUGUUUAGUUUGGAAACUGUCAUCUCCAUUUGAGAAGCGGUAGAUCUAUAUUACACGUAUUUUUUUGAUACUAUCUACUUACUAGUUGAUAGUUAUUUGUGAGAGAACUGACCGAUGUAAGAUGUCUCUGUUCUAUGGUUCCUAGUUAUCUUUCUAAAGAACGAUUAAAUUACUGUUAAACAAGGCUGUAUCACUGAUUCUCAAUUAAGGCCUUCCUUUGAUUUGGUUACGAAUUUCCACAAUUAAUAGAAAUAAAAUUAGUUACUGUUUUAAAAAAAUAUAUAAAUCUGAGUACCCUUUAAAUUAUUAAAAAUGGUAAUUAUUAAAGUAAAUUUUUAGUUACUGUUAUGUUUUCUUUGAUAACAAAGUAUCUUAUCACUCCCAUAUGUUUCCAACUGAAAAAUUAAUUAUAAUUUCUGUGAAUAUUCAAGGAAUUUUCUUAUUGUCUUAGUUCUAUUAAUUUUCUUACUAGAGCUGUCUAUUUCCAAUAGAGAUAAAUUAUUUUUGUAAACUUGUUUAAUCAUUUCUAUGUAGUUGUAUAUUCCGGGAAUCUAUUAUUGUCUUAAUCUAUGCCUUUUCUUACUAAACUACCAGUAUAUUUUCAACAUCAAGAUAGAUUAUUUUUAUUAACUUGUACUAUCGAAGAAUUUUGUACAGCUUAUUGUUGUCUAUUCUAUUAAUUAUCUUACUCGACUGUCUAUUUCUAACUGGAACUUGAAUCAUUUCCAUGUAUUUGUAUAUUCAAGAAAUGUUGUAAUGCUUAUUAUUGUCUAUUCUAAUCAUUUUCUUGUAGAAGGAUAUGUUCUUUCAACAUUCCAUUAUCUCAAUAUUAAACAUUUAUUACUUGCUGUAAUUCAAUGCUUGCUUAUUCUUUAUAGAAUAUAAAUUAUACAUUUAUUUAUAUAAAUGAAUGGAAUAAAAAAAUAAUCAUAUUACUCUCUGAUUCACAAUCCAUGUCUAGUGCAAUACUAUUAGUUUUUAAUUCAAUCAGGCUCUCUUGUUUCAGUUCAUAAAUUAAUUAUAUAAUCGUAAAAUACUAUUUUCUAUUAUUCAUCAGAUUUCAUUGUUUGUCAAUUACAAAUUAAAUUUCAACUAUUUCAAAAAAUUGCAUUUAUAAAAUGAUUCUUCAAAAAGUCUCAGCAAAGCAUACAUUGGUUGCUUUUUACCAUUCAUUUAUGGGAAUCGUUCUGAUUAGUUCACCAAAGCGUGCUUGGCGAAAAUGUUCUCAAGAUAUUUUAUC